Messenger RNA from Sturnus vulgaris (Common starling), 1906 nucleotides. RefSeq names its product ring finger protein 7 (gene RNF7). NCBI's taxonomy places the organism in Eukaryota, Metazoa, Chordata, Aves, Passeriformes, Sturnidae. Gene Ontology annotation, molecular function: zinc ion binding. The record is from RefSeq and is a predicted model, not a curated record.
GCCAUGGCCGAUGUGGAGGACGGGGACGAGCCCGGAGCCCCCCACUCGCUGCCGGGCUCCGCGGGCUCCAAGGCGGGCGCACCCGACAAGAUGUUCUCGCUGAAGAAGUGGAAUGCGGUGGCCAUGUGGAGCUGGGACGUGGAGUGCGACACCUGCGCCAUUUGCCGCGUGCAGGUCAUGGAUGCCUGUCUUAGAUGUCAAGCUGAAAACAAACAAGAAGAUUGUGUUGUGGUUUGGGGAGAAUGCAAUCAUUCCUUCCACAAUUGCUGCAUGUCCUUGUGGGUGAAACAGAAUAAUCGCUGUCCCCUCUGCCAGCAGGACUGGGUAGUCCAGAGAAUAGGCAAAUAAAAACUGGAAGGGUUUCUUUGUGUUGCACUUGUUGGAAUGGUGUGUGUGUUAUGCCCUAUGCUCAUGCAGAAUGGAACGUGUCCCUCAGGACGUGACUCACUUGGUUUAUCUGCUCCACGACCAGAGCGGGUUUGGUGCAGCUCUCUGGCUGCACAAGGUGCAGUCCUGGUCAGCUCACUGCAGGGGUUCCCCAUUGGAAACAGGAGACACUACAUCAACAAAUGUAUCUGCUAUGAUUAAAGUGUUUGUAUCAGAGCACAGAAACUUAGUGGUGCAGAUUAUACCCUAAACACAGAGCAUUUAAUCUUUUUCCAUUGAUGAAUGAAUUAAAUUGAAGGGGUCACCUUAGCUGGUCUGAUACGCUGCAUAUUUUACUGUCAGGAUAAAGAAAAUGUUUCCUAAGUACUAUUGUAUGCAAAACCACAGUCAGUGUGUUUUUUAAGAAACUAUUUUGGGUUUUAAUCUAAAAUGAGCAGUAUGUAAAACAUUCGCUGUGUGCUUUUUCCAUCAUGGUGUAUUAAACAUUUCUAAUUUAGGUAUUCUUUAUGACUUUCAUUUUGUUGUAUCUCUAAGUCUGUUGCUCUGUUAUAUUCUGUACAUGAUUUCUACAAACAUAAUAUUAAAAUUUAACCACGUUAAUAUUUUUUUAAUUUAUAUUUCUGUUAGUGAUCAUAAAGACAUGUAUUUGGUAUCAGUUAACUAGAGGUGUAGACAAUCUUAUUGGUUAGCUGAUAGGAAGCCAACAAAAGUGAUAAUUUAAAUAACCCAAGGAAAAGAGGCACUAAUUAAAUCUAGGGACUAAUGGUAAACUGUGAUUUCAUGAAAAUUCAGUUAAUAGAAAUUUCUUUUCUUUUAGUGGUUCUAGUGUUUUGGAAGCAUUUUUUCAUUCUUCUUUGAAUUUUUUCUUACAGCUGUUUAAAAGCUCAUCUCUAACUUUGUCUUUUCUCUAAAUAUCCAAAUUACUAGGAAUCUGAACAUAGGCUGUGGGAUUUAAAAAAUAUAUAUAAUGGAGAGGUAGAAUUACUGCUUUAAAUCUGUAACAAAUUCAGACUUAAUAAAAUGGUUAAUCAGCAUGGGUGAAAUUGAAGCAAUAUAAUAUGCAUUGUUUACUUCAAAAUUGUCAUCUUUAAUGUUUAAUGUGUUUCUCAGUAGAUGUAUUUCUAAGAACAUUAAAAGAAGUUUGUCUUCACUGUAUAAAGUAGUUCCAAUCUUUGUGUCAUCAAGCAUAUUGCAGAGUUUACCAUGGUUUUGUUUAAUAUUGUAAUCUUGAUUUUAAGAUGUUUUAAUUUUGAAAUGUAGCUUCUUUUAAUUACACACUGAGAAAAAAAAUCCUGAGUCACUGUUACACUGUAUCACAUCAGUUGUUACUAUGCCAGGUGAUGUCUGUCAUAAAACUGAAAACAAAUGUAAAAUAUGUUAACAGUAGUAAUGAAGUGCCUCUAGCAUUUACAUUGUUGUGGAGUAUUUCUGCUUGUGUAAAAAUAUUCUCAAAAUUUUUGCAAAAAAAGAAAUCUGAGUGGAUGUGAAAAUAAAUUUUAGCUGUCACAGUCAAACUGUA